Mizuhopecten yessoensis (Yesso scallop) is the source of this 1545-nucleotide messenger RNA. Its product is annotated as palmitoyltransferase ERF2-like. Gene Ontology annotation, molecular function: protein-cysteine S-palmitoyltransferase activity. The transcript has 2 exons. Gene Ontology annotation, biological process: protein targeting to membrane; peptidyl-L-cysteine S-palmitoylation. The record is from RefSeq and is a predicted model, not a curated record. Gene Ontology annotation, cellular component: endoplasmic reticulum; Golgi apparatus. Lineage: Eukaryota; Metazoa; Mollusca; Bivalvia; Pectinida; Pectinidae. Bases 391 to 1449 code for a protein of 352 amino acids.
CAUGACGUAUUACAUAUAUAACUGACGGGUGUAAGUGAUCGCAUUAUAUUUAGUUUUAGGUGGACACAAGGUCUCAAAUAAUGACAUUUACACUGUAGUGAUCGAAUACCAGCCUAUUUGCAGCAGGUAUACGUUAUGUCAAAACUCAUGUCGUGUAGUUCUAGGUGAAAUUAAACUUGAAAUCGGAGUAAGUUCUGGGCUUAAGUUGUCAGGGACGACAUGUAAACAACAGUUAUACACACGUACACACACUCUGAUAUUACUCGUGGUCAUUGAUCUGUGACACCGGCGAGCUUGGACACAUUGACCAAUGUCUGGACAUGGUCAGUGCUAGGUGAAAUGAUAUUCCUAUAAACAUCAGCGGACACACCCUCCGUGAUCAGGUCCAAAAUGGCGGAUGAGGUGGUACUGGACAUCGGAGGUAGGGAGGAACCUCAGACUUUGAUGGGAAAAAUCCGAGAACGCUACAACGAUCCGGAGGCUGACAAACGUCACAAGGUAUCUGCUCAGAGAUGGGUGCGCUAUCUGAUGGUGUUUCAGACUCCAACUCAACUGUUCAUGUUUCACUAUUACAUCAUCCCGUGUCUAUUCGAAGACUACGACGAUUGGACUAGAUAUUAUCUCAAAGUUUUCGUCACCUACCUUGCUAUACAGGGAGUCGUGAACUACUUAUGUACAGUUUUCUAUGACACGAGUAUCUCCCCCUCCAAGGAUCGGCCUGACCUACCGGGACUGACUGAUUGGUGGAAUAAUCCGCCCGACCAUUUUGUGUCAUUACACAACCAGAAUGGAUCUGUCGUUCUCAUGGAGUCACCGGAUGCGGACGAAUCCGGAUUUGAAACGAAAUAUUGUGAAAUUUGUAAAAUUUACCAGCCGCCCCGUACACACCACUGCAAAUUGUGUGACGCGUGCAUUCUGAAGCGUGAUCAUCACUGCUAUAUGGUGGGAAACUGCAUCGGUUUUAAAAACCAAAGAUAUUUUGUGGUGUUGACAUUUUACGCGAUGAUAAUUGGGCUUAUUGGUGGAUAUUUUCAGUACAAGUAUUUACAGAUAUUUUACUACCCGGUCAGUUACGCGUGGACGGAUUUCAUUCCUCCGGUAGCGCUCUACCGAUGGCUGUUCGGACGAGUGGACGCAAUGACCUUGCACAUAUGCGUCAUGAUAAUUCACGUGUAUCUAGAAUUUUUGUUCGGGUUCAUUGGAUUUAUCUAUUUCAACUCACAAAUGACAAUUAUUUCCAAAGGAAAGACGAUGCAUGAACUGGCGAAAUUUAUUCCUAUUCGAAACGUGAAUAAUAUCAAUCGUAAUUUUCGUUCUGUGUUUGGCGAUUUCUGGGCUUUGAACUUCUUUUUCCCAAUGCAGGCGUUAUUCCGUCAGAGAGAUGACGGUAAAACUUGGGAAGGUAUCAAGCUUGACCACAAUGCUAACUUACAGGAGAAAACGAACUGAAAACAACGUGAUUUUAUAACAAAGCUUUGUUUAAUUAUUACCAGUUUGCCUUGAUGCCUUCAUUUUUUCAUUAUUUAUUAAAACUAUCGAAGUACA